CCAGGUGCCCCUAGAGUACCACAUUUUUUUAAGGUUUAUCUCAUUCCCUCUGGAAACACACAAGUGACAGCCCAGGUUCGAAUUUAUUAAGAGUUGCAGCUGCCCAAAUGAAUCUUGUGGGCAGAAUGUGCUAGAUUAUGAUACUCAGCUAAAAAUUUCCAUUGCUGUUGAUGUUAAUUUUAGCCAAGUCCAAAUAGUGUUCCUAAGGAAGAGAAUGGAGUCCAUUCACUCAGUCAUUGGCUUAUUUUUGUUCAGAGCCAGAUCAGUCAGCUUCUGUCUCUGGUUUCCUGGUUACCAGUGCCUAUGGUGAUAGCGUUGCAAGAGAGAAAGGGGAGGUCAUAGAGAAAACCCUUGGCGCAAAAUGAAAGCCAUCAGUAAAACUGUCACUGUGUCACCAAAGGGCUGUUUGAAGUUGUUACAAAUACCUGCCUACUUUGGUCUCCUCCUGCAUCUCUAACAGAUGGCGGUGGGGCUUACUGUGAGCAGAGAGUGAUGGUUGAGAGCAAGGUCUUUGGGUGAGACUUGGCCUUGAGUCUCUGCCUCUGUCAGCUGUGACCCGAGGAGGGGAAGAGUGAGCUCUUGCCGGCUGUCUUCGGAGCAACAGUACGGCCGCAUCUGGGUUCUAAAGUCAAAACCUUGAGAUUAAUAAUGGCAGGAAAAUCUUCGCUUUUUAAAGUAAUUCUCCUUGGAGAUGGUGGCGUUGGGAAGAGCUCUCUAAUGAACAGAUAUGUGACCAAUAAGUUUGAUACCCAGCUCUUCCAUACAAUAGGUGUGGAAUUUUUAAAUAAAGAUUUGGAGGUGGACGGACAUUUUGUUACUAUGCAGAUUUGGGACACAGCCGGUCAAGAGCGAUUCAGAAGCCUGAGGACGCCAUUUUACAGAGGUUCUGACUGUUGCCUGCUCACUUUCAGUGUCGAUGAUUCCCAGAGCUUCCAGAACUUGAGUAACUGGAAGAAAGAGUUCAUAUAUUACGCAGAUGUGAAAGAGCCCGAAAGCUUUCCUUUCGUGAUUUUAGGCAACAAGAUCGACAUAAGUGAACGUCAAGUGUCUACAGAAGAAGCCCAAGCCUGGUGCAGGGACAACGGCGACUAUCCUUACUUUGAAACAAGCGCAAAAGAUGCCACAAAUGUCGCAGCGGCCUUUGAGGAAGCGGUUCGAAGAGUGCUUGCUACUGAGGAUAGGUCAGAUCACCUGAUCCAGACAGACACGGUCAGUCUGCACCGAAAGCCCAAGCCUAGCUCGUCUUGCUGUUGACCGUUUGGAGAGGUUGCCUGUGUCAUCUAACCAGCUCACACACAUACACAGAAAAACACAGGGUGGAGAAGAGAAUUGGCAUUGCAGCAAUGGAUCAUCUACUCAUAAAAUUAAACUAACCAUAUUGCUGUUUUGUUAGUGGGCGGGAGAAGGGACACAUCCACUCAUGGAAGAAUCAAUUUACUCAGUAGUGGCACCAUACAUUUAUAAAUUGUAAUGGUUGUCUGUUAACGUUUAAUUUAAAUAUGUACGUUACAGAGCUAAUAAAUGAGAUGAUCAGUACUUUAAUUAUAAUUAAAACACUUGAAUAUUCUGGAAGUUACUGUUUGUUUUUUUCCUGGGAAAAUGGAGAACUACUUUUUAUAUGUGUAUAUUUUUAUGUAAUUAGCAUUCAGUUCCUGGUUGAGGGAAAAAAAUUCCCGAAAGCAAUAUUGUUAAAUAAUAAAGAUUAAAACCUAA
Molecule: messenger RNA, 1713 nt
Organism: Enhydra lutris kenyoni (northern sea otter)
Lineage: Eukaryota; Metazoa; Chordata; Mammalia; Carnivora; Mustelidae
Product: RAB9A, member RAS oncogene family
Exons: 2
Coding region: 649-1254 (201 amino acids)
Biological process (GO): retrograde transport, endosome to Golgi; Rab protein signal transduction
Cellular component (GO): phagocytic vesicle; lysosome; late endosome
Molecular function (GO): GTPase activity; GTP binding
Source: RefSeq, a predicted model, not a curated record